UUCCUCUGGCGGGCACACGUGCUGCCCGGCGGGUAAUUUUUGUUGUCGCGGCUGCCUCCUGCGGGUCGGGUUGCCAUGAGUUUGCCUCUCAAUCCAAAACCCUUCCUCAACGGGCUGACUGGGAAGCCUGUGAUGGUGAAGCUGAAGUGGGGGAUGGAAUACAAGGGCUACCUUGUCUCUGUCGACGGCUACAUGAACAUGCAGCUUGCAAAUACAGAAGAAUAUAUUGAUGGUGCUUUAUCUGGACACCUUGGUGAAGUUCUGAUAAGGUGUAAUAAUGUCCUUUAUAUAAGGGGUGUGGAGGAGGAGGAAGAAGAUGGAGAAAUGAGAGAAUAAACUAUUUUUUUGGAAACAUUUUUUAAAGGUGCUCGAUCUUUCUAAAAAAAAUUACAAUGUAUGUCAUGUUUGGGUCCUAUAAGCACGUUUGUAAAUGAGCCUGCAUAUUGUAUCUGGUGGUUAGGAAAAUUUAAAUAUUUUUGUUGAAGGAAAAUGUUCACUAUGAAAUAAAGAUUCCAUAUGGUUGUUUGUAAAGUCAAUAUGCUUAU
Messenger RNA from Gekko japonicus, 545 nucleotides. It is a transcript of the gene SNRPF, whose product is annotated as small nuclear ribonucleoprotein polypeptide F. Gene Ontology annotation, cellular component: U1 snRNP; catalytic step 2 spliceosome. Gene Ontology annotation, biological process: spliceosomal snRNP assembly; mRNA splicing, via spliceosome. Lineage: Eukaryota; Metazoa; Chordata; Lepidosauria; Squamata; Gekkonidae. Gene Ontology annotation, molecular function: RNA binding. The coding region runs from base 76 to 336 and encodes 86 amino acids. The record is from RefSeq and is a predicted model, not a curated record. The transcript has 4 exons.